AUGUGGCGGCAGCAAAGCGUAGACUUGGCGGCGGUGGAAGCGCCAAAGCCCCGCAGCAAAGGCUUCCUGCAGCAGCAGCAGCAGCAGCAAAUCCCAAGGCAGCAGCGGACUUUGAAGCGCAGCAAAUGCAGCAGCAAGAGAAGCAGUCAUGUGCUGCUAGGCAGCCCCACAGCCAGGGAGACACAUGCAGUGGCGGCAGCACCCGAACCAAGAGAAGUCACCAGCAGCAACAGCAGCAGCAGCAAUUGCAGCGGCAGCAGCAGCAGCAACAGCAGCAGCAGUGAAACUGAAGACCAAGAGAUGCAGGCAUACAGACACAGACAGCAGCUUCGUACGCAGAAGGCGUCGCCGACUUGCUGCAGCUGUGCUGCUUUGCAGCCGCGCCAAGCAGCAGCAGCAGCCACUGCAAACGAUAGCAACAGCAGCAGCUUCUGCAAAUAA
Molecule: messenger RNA, 441 nt
Organism: Eimeria tenella
Lineage: Eukaryota; Apicomplexa; Conoidasida; Eucoccidiorida; Eimeriidae
Exons: 1
Coding region: 1-441 (146 amino acids)
Source: RefSeq, a predicted model, not a curated record